Molecule: messenger RNA, 195 nt
Organism: Dracunculus medinensis (Guinea worm)
Lineage: Eukaryota; Metazoa; Nematoda; Chromadorea; Rhabditida; Dracunculidae
Source: the annotation of a GenBank genome assembly
AUGGACAAAGGAGAUAUGCAGCGAAGUGUUGAAAGUUUACGGCAUCAAUUAAAUAUACAACGAAUACCAAUUUCGCAGUCAGCCAACGAGAUGAAACGGUUUAUCGAAGGGCAACAAGAAUCCGAUCCUUUAGUGAAUCCAGUUGAUAAACGCUUCAAUCCCUGGGCAGAGAAAUCAAAAUGUAUUAUUCUAUGA